This is a messenger RNA of Monomorium pharaonis (pharaoh ant), 2918 nucleotides long. RefSeq names its product glycerol-3-phosphate acyltransferase 3 (gene Gpat4). Gene Ontology annotation, cellular component: endoplasmic reticulum. Gene Ontology annotation, biological process: triglyceride biosynthetic process. Lineage: Eukaryota; Metazoa; Arthropoda; Insecta; Hymenoptera; Formicidae. The record is from RefSeq and is a predicted model, not a curated record. The coding region runs from base 206 to 1924 and encodes 572 amino acids. The transcript has 10 exons. Gene Ontology annotation, molecular function: glycerol-3-phosphate O-acyltransferase activity.
UAAAAAAUUUAAUGCAUAUAUGUAAUAUUUUUUAUACUUUAUGUGCAUAUAAUUGUAUUUUAUGAUGCGAUUUUAGGCUUUGAAUUGUUUGGAUUAUCAUAUUUUACACACAAACGCCCAAAAUUUGGCCGAAAUACAAUUCGUUGAGUCGAUAACAAAGGAUAAAAAAUUACGAUUUCGAGAAGAUCUCAUUAAUUCCCGGUAGAUGGCGCACAGCGCGUCUAAAAAAAAGAUUCUCAUCCCCGCACCUCAUCCAGUAGCAUUCCCCCUCUCCAGUCACCACUCGGGUGACAAUCGUGGACGAAAAACGGCCCGGUUUCGGAGCUCGGAGCUCGCGGCAGUGAGCAAAAUGGCGUCGUUGUGGGCGGUGAUGUCGUUCGCGUUCUCGUUGCUACUGACACCUUUCAUCAUGUUGCUGCUGGCGAUUAUAUUCCUCGCGUCCAUCGGCAAGUCUCUCGGUGUACGUAGGCUGUACAUCAAGCUGCUGCUGGCUCUCUUUGAGAAAUGUCAUGAACAUGUUACGCAACUGUCGAUCUUGGAUUCUAUGCGCGAUGAUGAAACGAAAUUUUACGGCCGACAAAACAUAGAGAAUGUAAGGAAGAAAAACGGUACUCGGAAUGAAGAUAUGGAUGAAGAUCUUACUACAGAAGAAUGUGAGUCAUCAAUGAUUACGGAAAAAGAUUCAACAACAGUGUUGCAUAAAAUGCAAAACGGGAAUGUGAGCAAUUCGGUGAUAGCCAGGUCAAAAGACUUAAUCUUAGUCCCCGAGCCAGAAAUGCACAGUCACAAUCACGAGAAUAACGAUGACGAAUUAAAUCUUAAAAAUGAUAAAAAACCGUCAAUGAUUGUUAUCAAAGAGGAUAGUCUUAAUUCGAAAACUUCUCUUGAAACGCUAAAAACCGGAUUUGCACCGGCGAGUUUGGAUUACAUCAGAGCGGGCUUUGAAGCCAUUAUAGAAGAUGAAGUGACUUCACGUUUUGAAGCUGAAGAACUUAAGAACUGGAAUCUAUUAACUCGAACGAAUAGACACUACGAAUUUAUCUCCUGGAAGUUAACUUUUAUAUGGAUGUUUGGAUUUGUCAUGCGCUACUGUUUUUUGCUACCACUAAGGAUAUUUAUCUGCUUCAUAGGGGUACAGUAUCUCGUAGUUGUAACAUUUUUUAUCGGCUUUCUACCCAAUGGCCGCAUAAAACGUUGGGCGAACAACCAAGCCUCCCUUAUUGCGUUCAGAAUAAUGUCUUGUUCUCUCUCGAGUGUGAUCACGGUCCACAAUCCCGAGUACAAACCAAAGAACGCAGGGAUGUGCGUGUCGAAUCAUACGUCCACCAUCGACGUCUGCAUUUUAUCCACGCAAACGACAUUUUCUUUGAUAGGUCAGAGGCAUGGUGGUUUCUUAGGAAUUUUACAAAGAGCUCUUGCCCGUGCCUCUCCACAUAUAUGGUUUGAACGCUCUGAGGUUAAAGACAGAGAAGCAGUUGCGAAAAGGUUAAAGAAACAUGUAUCAGAUCCCACAAACCCACCGAUACUUAUAUUUCCGGAGGGUACGUGUAUCAACAAUACAUCAGUUAUGCAAUUCAAAAAAGGCAGUUUUGAAGUGGGCAGCGUUAUUUAUCCUGUGGCUAUAAAAUACGAUCCAAGAUUUGGAGACGCAUUUUGGAACAGUAGUCGAUAUUCAAUGUUACAAUAUUUAUAUAUGAUGAUGUCCAGCUGGGCUAUAGUCUGCGAUGUAUGGUAUCUCCCUCCAAUGUACAGGAAGGAAGGAGAGAGUGCCAUUGAUUUUGCGAAUAGAGUGAAAUCUGUGAUAGCGCGGCAAGGUGGUCUUGUCGAUCUACAAUGGGACGGCCAACUGAAGAGGAUGAAACCGAAAAAGGAAUGGAGGGAAAAGCAGCAAGAAGAAUUCAGUAAACGAUUAAAAGUCGAAUAAAUAGUAAUAUCAUUUCUAGUCAUAGCUUCAUAAUACGCAUAUUGCGUGAUAUUUGCUUAAACAAAAUCAUUUUAUUCAAUUGGCUCCUUCUGUUACAUAUUAUUUCCGCAUACGUCAUAAUAAUGAGGAAAAUCUAGGUGUCCCAUUAGUCUGCUUUAAAUUUUAGAUAUAAAUAUUUCCGCAAAUAUGACAGUUUGCACUUUUUUGACAAAUUUCUAGAUAAAAACCAUUGACAUUCUGACAUUAUGCAAAGUAAUGUAAUAUUAUACAUUUGCACCAUUAUAAAUGUAAUUUUUUAAUUUUGUGCUGAGUAACUACUGCAGCUUAUACCUUGAAAGAUUCGAAUUUUCAUUUAAAGUGCAAAUGUAAUAUUUGCUAAUUUUUAAUAGUAAGGUUCGAUAAUUACGGCAUUACGAAUUUAUUAUUUAUAUGUGAAAUGUAUAAUUAUAUUAAAACGUGUGAUAUUUUUUGCAUGUGAGUGUAUGUAGCAUAAAAAAAAUUUCCGAUUAUUCGUACGUACUAAAUUAUUGGACGUAGUUAGAUAGUUUAGAUAACAUACAUUAAUUUUCUCUUAUAUAUGAGAAGAAAAAAUGUUAUAGUUUUUGCUAUAGUUAAAAAAGAAACGAAAUAUUUAUUCAUUUUUCUGUCUAAAGAUUUAGGUGAAACAAUUUAUCACUUCAGGUUACCUAGAAAUAUUACCAGGUUUUCUAGAAAUACUGUGUACACGAUUGCAUUAUGUUAUUUUUCUAUUAAAACUGAAUAGCAUCUCAAUAUACAUACAUAUAUAUAUAUAUAUAUAUAUAUAUAAAAUAUAUAUAUUUCUACUUUUAUAUUUUACAUACAUAGAAUGUGAACUUUUUUAGCGUUCUAUAUUGCAAUGCAUGUCAAUAUAAUAUAUGGUUAUGAAUUUAAUGUAUAAGUGAAAACACACGCGUGUGCAUAUUAAUGUAUCUAUAUAGAUGCAAUUCAAAAGACUAGGUUCAAAGGAACAAAA